Sphaeramia orbicularis (orbiculate cardinalfish) is the source of this 2892-nucleotide messenger RNA. RefSeq names its product ring finger and CHY zinc finger domain containing 1 (gene rchy1). Gene Ontology annotation, molecular function: ubiquitin protein ligase activity; zinc ion binding. The transcript is spliced from 9 exons. The coding region runs from base 49 to 882 and encodes 277 amino acids. Gene Ontology annotation, biological process: protein ubiquitination; ubiquitin-dependent protein catabolic process. Lineage: Eukaryota; Metazoa; Chordata; Actinopteri; Kurtiformes; Apogonidae. Gene Ontology annotation, cellular component: nucleus. The record is from RefSeq and is a predicted model, not a curated record.
UUGAAAACCGCCAGUAAAACCAACGAAGAGUAUUUUUCUGUAAUAAAAAUGGCUUCACCUGCUGGCUGUGAACAUUAUGUGCGUAGCUGUUUAUUGAAAGCACCUUGCUGUGGUAAACUGUAUGUAUGCAGGCUGUGCCAUGAUGCAGAGGAGAACCACCAAAUGGACCGGUUCAAAGUCAGAGAGGUGCAAUGCAAUGAGUGUCACACAGUUCAACAGGCACAGCAGACCUGCCAGCAAUGCAAUGUACAGUUUGGAGAGUAUUACUGUGAUAUUUGCCACUUGUUUGAUAAAGAUAAGAAGCAGUACCACUGUCAACCAUGUGGGAUAUGCAGGAUCGGACCCAGGGAAAAGUAUUUUCACUGUGAGAAGUGCAAUUUGUGUUUAGCCCAGGACCUGCGAGGAAACCACAAGUGUGUUGAAAAUGUUUCAAGGCAGAACUGUCCAGUGUGCAUGGAGGAUAUCCAUACUUCCAGAAUUGGAGCCCAUGUUCUUCCAUGUGGUCACCUUCUACAUAAGACUUGUUUUGAUGACAUGAUCAGAACAGGUGCGUAUCGCUGCCCUUUGUGUAUGCAUUCUGCCUGGAACAUGCAGGACCAGUGGGAACAGAUAGACCAGGAGAUUGCCCAAUCACCGAUGCCUACUGAAUAUCGUGGUGCAACUGUCAGAAUUAUAUGUAAUGACUGCCAAGCCCAUUGUACGGUGCCAUUCCAUGUGUUGGGGAUGAAAUGCGGUGGCUGUGGCUCAUAUAACACAGCGCAGGAUGGAGGACUCAUCCAGCAGAAUCCACCACAGCAGACUGAGGUGGACGCUGAGACUGAAGCAGAGACGGACAUGGAACCAGAGCCGCAAGACCCACCUGAGUCCCCCACGUCACAUUAGCACCGUCCAGCAACCGUGCAGGGUUGUUGAGGCAUUUGGCUGGUCGACUUACUUGUAGUAAAUUGCAUUAAGUGUAACUGUAGAUCUGGAUUUCUAGAUUACACUGCUAAUAUGUGCAUUUACAUUUUAGAAUGUUGAGGGAAGUACAUAUAAACUCAGCCCAGACAGCUUCCAGAUGGUAGCGUGAUUCAAUCUGAGGUCUGAACUGUGAAGUGACAGUGUAACCACAGAGAAACACUGUGUAAAACAAGAGGAUGUUAAAAUAUUUAAAGUGAAGAAGUGGUGGUGCUUUGAGGUUACGGUAUUAGACCAGCUGUGGUUGGUUUUCGUUCCAGCGGUAUAUGUAUCAUACGUCACAUUUAAGAAGUACUUCCACAAACACACAACAAGAUACUUUUUUGUGUCUUUUUUUUGUCAUAUGCCAAUUAUACAGUAAAAUGUAACUCCAUACCACUCCAGAGAACCCAGAAUGUCAGACCCAAACAAAUACUAGAAACUAAACUUGGUCAGUUGUCAAAAGUUAAAUUCGUGCAACAUGGACUGUGCAUUGAAAUAUAAGGGCUUAUACAGGUUGUAAUGUCUGAGUCUGUGUUUAAAAGUUGUGUUUAAAAGCUUAUGUGGACUAUUUUUGGUACAUUUACAAUCCAAAUAUGUUUGUCUCACCAGUGGGUAUUUUUCUGAAUAUGUCAGUCUGUGGGUCGCGAUCUUUAUAAUGAUCUGUUAAAUGCUAAUAUGAUAAGAAAUUAAAUUAACAUUAUGUAAUGUUUUAUAUCUUUUUUUUGUUUUGAUGUGAGGCACAGUGAAUACGAAUUACAUGUUGCCUUUGAAUUACAAGCAAAAAGUAGCAGAAAACAUGAUUGUUCUUUUAUUUUCCUUAAAUCGAGUCAAACUUCAGAAUCUGAUACAACAGUUCCAAAUGUUAACACCAGUAAUGUUUGUAAUGCAGUCGUAACAACGCAUCAAUUCACUUUGCAUUAUGAUGUACCUGCUCAAUGUUUCUGUUUCAUACAGUCAUAAUGCCACACAGGUACAAAAUACAGAAAUUUCUGUGUAGCUGACAGUGCUAACAAUAGGUAAUAAGAAUAAGUCCCCCAGUAAUGCCUCUUGAAAAGGAAAGUAAACAACUGUUUUGUGGUUGUAGCCAUCACAAUAGAAGAAUCCAGUUUAGACUUUAAAUACAGCCCACCGCUCCUUUUUACAUUUUGUCGCACAUCAUAUUUUGACUGACAGGAAAGCAGCGGCCUUACUCUGCAAAAAUUAAUUCCUUCUGUGUUCUUGUCUGUCACCUGUACUUGUACUACAUAUUUCUUUGUUGUGGUUCCUUUUUUUUUUUUUUUUUCAUCUCAAGACCCAAAAGGGACAAGUGGUGUCUCCUCGGGACUCAAACUUCAAAAAAUUAAUCACGAACUGCUAAACAGUCUUUUUUUAAAAAUUUUAUUUUUUACUGAAAAUGAAGUAAUAUAUAGCAUUGUUUGGCGUACUCCAAAAUAAAAUAUAUGAAGAAUGAAUAAGAUUAAUGUUGAAGUUAUUGAAUUCAUUUAGAUAUUCAAAAUGAACAAAUGAUCAUUGUCAAAAUGGACAAAAUCAAAAAACAAAAUCAAGAAAAGUAACAACACUAAACAAAAUUAAUAAAAUGCACAAAAUAUUUUUUUAAAAAUGAAAAGAAAUGUUAAACAAAAUGUUAAAAUGGACAAAAAUGAACAAAAAAGUCUAAAUUGUUUUGUCUGUGUAUAGGACACCAAUUCACAAAACUGGUAAGUUCAUUCAGUAAAUUAUGAAACUGUUGACAUGAAUUAAAUUAAUGAAUGAAAUGUUUGUUUCGAACAUGCAGAACAAUACAAUAAAUACAUACAUUUAUAAUUUUUCUGGAAUGCUACACAGGUACAAAAUACAGAAAUUUCUGUUAAGCUGCAACAAACGUUGGUAAUUCUAAGAUUUUUACCCCGAUAUCUGCUGUUUGGUUAAAUUUACACUGAUAGUAAAAAAGAUUAAAUAACUUACUAAACAUUG